Messenger RNA from Serpula lacrymans var. lacrymans S7.9, 626 nucleotides. RefSeq lists its product as uncharacterized. The transcript has a single exon. The coding region runs from base 191 to 406 and encodes 71 amino acids. Lineage: Eukaryota; Fungi; Basidiomycota; Agaricomycetes; Boletales; Serpulaceae. The record is from RefSeq and is a predicted model, not a curated record.
UCGCCGUGGAUCACCUUCAUAAUAACCAGACCAAUGUCCUGGAUAACCAAUUGCAUAUCCCUGGCAUUUACCUCGCCAGCUGGGAUCUGGCCUCCAGAAAGUGGGAGGGGGCCUUUCCUUCAGAGCGCGGCGCUUUUUGCGCCUGUGCGAAUCGGGUGCCUUUAGUGAGGAUGCAUGCGCGUCGCUUUGGAUGUGUAUGACGGGGCAGCGAGCUUUUUCUUCGGGGACGUCUGCCGGUGAAGUGUCUAAUAUAUGGGGCGCAAACCUCCUAGCCACAAAUCCUGGUAUACGAACAGGCUUGGACUCUUCUGUCACCAUAAUUGCAGGUGGAGGUUUGGACAAACAAGGAUUUGUUUUUGCGCGUACCAACUUCUGGUGUAUAUGCGGCAAAUUCUGUGUGUUGUGAUGAGAUGCUAAUAUUGGUAUAACAAAAAGAAAACAGACGGCUGGUGGUAUUUGAGAUUCCUUGAUCACCCAAGCAAAGUCCACAGCUACUGAUUGGGCCCUCUUCAUUCGUUGGUCAGCUUCACUUUCACUAUCCUCACAGGAAGGCUCCUGUAUUCUGUGAGCGCUAGCGAUGAGAUGGGGCUACGUAUUUCUGAGUUACGAAGACUUACAUUAGAAGC